CCUUUUUUUUAAAGUUAUUGUUUAAUUAGAUUCAAAUAAACAAUAUAUACAAUUAUUAGGUAUAAUAAAAGUGGACGAAGAGACGGUUGAAUAUUAUUAUAUUUACCUUUUACUGUAACUUAUUUGUAUUUUUUGUGGUUGUACGUAUUUAUUAUUUCAUAUCUCAUAAAUCAAGAAAUUGAAACAAAAAAUAGUUACAGAAAUGGAGCCGAAAACAGAACUGCAAAAAAAUGCAAUUGUGGAAGCUCGUAAAAAGGAAUUGGAGACAUAUCAGAGAGCUCUUGAUAUACAAUGGUUGAACAGCCGCAUGGAAGACGGGAGAAUGGGUCGUUGCCUAGCCCUAAUCAAAAAAGAGGCUGAAAUGGAAAAAGAUUUUCAAGAGAGAACGGAUCAUGCAGCCAUUGUGAAUGCAAGAGCUGAGAAAGAGACAAAACUUGCCCUUGAAGUAGCCAAAGUCCGUAGAGAGGCAGACUGUGAAUUGUUGCGGAGACAUUACCUCAGAGAGCGUGAUCCCAGCUUGAGGCAGUUGUGCAAGAAAUUACAGGCUGGAUAUGUCUGUCGAGAUCUUAAGCAACAGAUUCUUCAUAAUGAAUAUAAAAGGCUACAGGAUAAGACCCAAGAGUUAUCAGCUAAUAGAGUUAUUUUGAGUUCUAUUUGUAAUAAUGAAGAAGCAAGAGAGAAGGAGGAAGCAGAGAAGAUAGAAAAAGACAGAAAGUAUCGGCUGGAACUCCAACAACAAUUGGUCAAUAGAGAAAAACAGAAACAAUGCCAGUAUGAGGAAACACUUAUCGAGAAAAAGAUGCUGGAAGAAAUAGAGAGAACACUAGCAGAUGAGGAUCAUCGGGAGCUAGAACAAAAAAGGAUUCAGAAAGAGAAAUUGCGAAAGGAAAUGGAAAUAUCUAAGAGCACCAAGGAGGCAUGGAGACAAAAACAGAGGGCCAUGUUAGUGAUCGAGGAGCGGAAUAUUGAGGCACAGGCUAAAGCUGCAUCAGACAGAAGUGCUUCUAUGAUUAAGUCUUCAAAAGAAAUGGAAAAAUAUAAGAGACACCUUUACGAGAGAGUUAAGAAGGCGCAAAAAGCGGUUCAGCUGCUAAGCGUACAUCAGCUUAUAUUUACUUUGAUCAAUUACAAUUUUUAA
Molecule: messenger RNA, 1138 nt
Organism: Leptidea sinapis
Lineage: Eukaryota; Metazoa; Arthropoda; Insecta; Lepidoptera; Pieridae
Product: meiosis-specific nuclear structural protein 1-like
Exons: 6
Coding region: 203-1138 (311 amino acids)
Biological process (GO): cilium organization
Cellular component (GO): motile cilium
Source: RefSeq, a predicted model, not a curated record